AUGGAGGCUUGUCUGCUACAGUUGCCCCUCAGGCUGCUCCUGUUGGGGGCCGCUGUUCUGAUUGUGUCUGCUCUGGACACAGCCGACCUGGUGGACCUCUGCGGGCAGACGCGGCAGGGGCCCGGGCUGCUGCUGCGCUCGCACUCCGCAUCCCGCAGGUUCUACUUCGUGGCCCCCGACACCGACUGCGCGCUCUGGGUACGCGCGGCGGCCCCCGACGACAGCAUCCGCUUCCAGUUCCGCUUCUUCCUGGUGUACAGCCUGACCCCCGCGCCCCCCGCGCCCCCCCGCGUCUUCCCCGGAGCCGCCCGACCGUGCUUCCCGGGCUCCUACCUGCAGUUCUACGAGGGCCCUUCGGGGGCGCCCCGACCCCUGGGGGACCCGCUCUGCGGCCUGACCAUCCCCGCCCCGGUGGCGUCCUCCGGACCCUUCCUGGGCCUGCGCCUGGUCACCAGAGGCCGCCAGCCCCGCGUGGACUUCGUGGGAGAAGUCACCUCUUUCCGUUUGGGAUCCUGCGGUGCCUACUUCCAGUGUCAGAACGGCGUGUGCAUUCCCCCGAGCCUGGUGUGUGACCCCUGGGACAUGGACAACUGUGGCGAUGGCAGUGACCAGGCUUCCUGGCCGCCAGCCAGCUGCAGAGGCCCCUCUCUGGUGCCCAGUCAAGCAGGGAGUAUGCACGGUGAUGCCGCCACGCUCCCGACUCUCCCACCAGCUCUGGGGUCUGCAGGCACCCUCCACACUGUGGCCGACAGGAGUCCCAUUGCAGACCCGGACCCCAAACAACCAGGCAUAACUCGGGAAGGUCCCCGACUGCAGGGGGUGGUGCUGGCCUCCUUGCUGAUCCUGGCCUCCACCGGCCUCCUCGUGGGCCUCCUCUGGUCCCGCCCAACCAAGCCCUAG
Messenger RNA from Talpa occidentalis (Iberian mole), 900 nucleotides. RefSeq names its product low density lipoprotein receptor class A domain containing 2 (gene LDLRAD2). The coding region runs from base 1 to 900 and encodes 299 amino acids. Gene Ontology annotation, molecular function: protein binding. The transcript is spliced from 7 exons. The record is from RefSeq and is a predicted model, not a curated record. NCBI's taxonomy places the organism in Eukaryota, Metazoa, Chordata, Mammalia, Eulipotyphla, Talpidae.